AUGGUGGACACUGCCUCGAAGCAUCGAGCUGAGUUUGCCUUUGCUCAGCUUGAGAACGAGAGAUCUCUGACAUCUCUUCGUGACGAGCUAAGGGUAGCUCGUGGGAUUGUUGAUCGGUCUCGGGCUGAGAUAACUGCUCUUCAGACCCUUGUUGAUGCCCACCAUCGGGAGCACAAGGCUCUCUGUGAGAUGCUUGAGCGCAAGGGCGUUCUUCAUCGGAAGAAGCAGCGUACUGAUGGUACGGCUUAA
Messenger RNA from Peronospora matthiolae, 249 nucleotides. NCBI's taxonomy places the organism in Eukaryota, Oomycota, Peronosporomycetes, Peronosporales, Peronosporaceae. The record is from the annotation of a GenBank genome assembly.